Messenger RNA from Trichoderma aggressivum f. europaeum, 2013 nucleotides. RefSeq lists its product as uncharacterized. Gene Ontology annotation, cellular component: glycerol-3-phosphate dehydrogenase (FAD) complex; mitochondrion. The transcript has 2 exons. The coding region runs from base 1 to 2013 and encodes 670 amino acids. Gene Ontology annotation, molecular function: glycerol-3-phosphate dehydrogenase (quinone) activity. The record is from RefSeq and is a predicted model, not a curated record. Lineage: Eukaryota; Fungi; Ascomycota; Sordariomycetes; Hypocreales; Hypocreaceae. Gene Ontology annotation, biological process: glycerol-3-phosphate metabolic process.
AUGUCUCGAGGCUUCUCAAGCCUUCGACGGCCUCUGCUAGGCUUGGGCGUCGUCGCCACCGCUGGAAGCGCCGUUGUCUAUUCUCGCACCAGGAUAUCUCACUCUACACACAAGCCGAUCGCCGAAGUCAAGCGAGAUAGCAAUGGCCGCAUCGUUCCGCCAUCGUUCCCCGCCAUUUCCUCCCGGCUGGAGCAGCUGGAGCAGCUGAAGCGACACAGCAAAGCAAACGAGAAUCUUGAAGAGUACGACCUCCUCAUUAUCGGAGCUGGCGCGACCGGCGCCGGCAUUGCACUCGACGCCGUGACUCGAGGCCUCAAAGUGGCCAUCGUGGAUCGCGAUGACUUCUCCGCGGGCACCAGCUCCAAAAGCACCAAGCUGGUCCACGGCGGCGUGCGCUAUCUCGAAAAGGCCGUCAUGAACCUGGACUACUCCCAGCUGCAGCUGGUCAUGGAGGCGCUGCACGAGCGCAAGACGUUCCUCAAAAUCUCGCCUCACCUCUCCAACUCUCUUCCCAUUCUGCUGCCCCUCAAGAACUGGUUCCAGGCCCCCUACAUGUGGAUUGGCACAAAGGCCUACGACUUGCUGGCCGGCUCACAGGGCAUCGAGGGCUCGUACUUUAUGAGCAAAAGCAAGGCCAUCGCCAACUUCCCUCUGCUGCGCUCAGACGACAUGGUUGGUGCCUUGAUUUACUACGAUGGCCAGCACAACGACUCCCGAAUGAACGUUUCUCUUGCGCUUACUGCCCAGCUUUACGGCGCCACCGUCCUGAACCACGUCGAGGUCACCGGCCUAGACAAGGACCAGAACGGAAGAAUCCGCGGCGCGACCCUUCGCGAUGUUCUGGGUAACGGCGACAAAGAGUUUACCGUGCGGGCCAAGGGCGUCAUCAACGCCACCGGACCUUUUACAGACGCCGUCGAGCGCAUGGACGACCCAUCGCGCAUGACUCUUGUAGCUCCCGCUUCCGGCGCCCACGUUAUGCUUCCCGGCAGCGUGUGCCCCAACGGCAUGGGCAUGCUCGAGGCGGCAACUUCCGAUGGACGAGUCGUCUUCGUGCUGCCCUGGCAGGGAUACACCGUCGCCGGAACCACAGACAAUGCUUGCGAGAUCGAGAAGGAGCCGGUGGCGCAGAAGGAAGAUGUGGACUUUAUCCUGUCGGAAGUCAACAAGCUUCUGCGGCCCGAGGCGAAGCUUGGCCAAUCUGAUAUCCUGGCCACUUGGUCUGGCAUCCGACCUCUUGUUCGAGACCCCAAAGCCAAGAACACCGAAUCCCUCGUACGAAGCCAUCUCGUCACCGUUUCGCCGUCCGGUCUUUUGACCUGCGCUGGUGGCAAAUGGACCACGUACCGCCAAAUGGCCGAGGACGCAGUCGAUGAGGCUGUCAAGACCUUUAGCCUUGCUCCAGCCGCCGUUGCCCUCCCCGAUAUCAGCGGUGCUGGUCUCCCUGGUGUGCAAACCACCGGCCGCUGCAUCACCAAAGAUGUUCCGCUCAUCGGAGCCCAUGGUUACUCUACGUCUCUUGCCUCUCAGCUCAUGGAGGCUCACCAUGUCGAUGCCGAUGUUGCCCACCACCUGGCCCACAACUAUGGCGACCGCGCCUGGGCCGUCCUAUCAUCUUCCAACUCUGCCGCCACCCGUCUGAUUCCCACGCUUCCCUUUAUUGAAGCCGAAAUCCGCCAUGGUGUCAGGUCCGAAGCCGCCUGCACUGCCGCCGACCUCAUCUCCCGCCGAACUCGCCUUGCCUUCCUCGACAUUGAAAACGCACUGCGCGCACUGCCUCGUGUUAUCGACGUCAUGGGUGAGGAGCUCAGGUGGUCCGGCGAUCGAAAGCAGCAUGAAUGGAAGGAGGCCGUCUCAUUCUUCAAGUCAAUGGGUCUGUCGCAGGACAAGCUCAACAUCACCCGCAAAGAGGUCGAAGCCCUCCCUGCUCUUCCCAUCAGGAAGCCCGAGGUGGCUGCUGCGCCAAAGGGGGUGGAAUUGGGCAAGCUCGAAGCCAACGGUGUCCUGGCAUAG